This is a messenger RNA of Caenorhabditis briggsae, 255 nucleotides long. RefSeq names its product Protein CBR-FLP-26 (gene Cbr-flp-26). The transcript has 2 exons. The record is from RefSeq and is a predicted model, not a curated record. Bases 1 to 255 code for a protein of 84 amino acids. Lineage: Eukaryota; Metazoa; Nematoda; Chromadorea; Rhabditida; Rhabditidae.
AUGAAGGCCGUUCUUCUUAUCGCCAUUCUUCUCGGCUCGAUCGCCGCUGUCAGCGCGUUCAGACUUCCAUUCCAGUUCUUCGGUUCCCAAGAAGACUUCAACAGCGGGCUUGCCAAGCGCAACUACUAUGAAUCUAAGCCAUACAAGCGCGAGUUCAAUGCCGACGAUUUGACACUCCGCUUCGGAAAACGUGCAGGUGCCGGAGAGCCGUUGGCUUUCUCACCGGACAUGCUCUCGCUCCGUUUCGGAAAAUAA